Messenger RNA from Branchiostoma belcheri (Belcher's lancelet), 951 nucleotides. RefSeq names its product protein shisa-4-like. Lineage: Eukaryota; Metazoa; Chordata; Leptocardii; Amphioxiformes; Branchiostomatidae. The transcript is spliced from 4 exons. Bases 109 to 933 code for a protein of 274 amino acids. The record is from RefSeq and is a predicted model, not a curated record.
AUGAAGGAGGUACCUUCACAACCUCCACAACACGCAGUAACAUUGGGUUGGGGGUUAAAAAGGUAUGAAGGAGGACCGGUGUGACAGGCCAACGGUUUGUACGAAAAGAUGAGUUCGUGGUUGACAUUCCUGAGUGUUCGGAUGGACGAACGGAACAACAGGGGGAUGACCAAGCCCGUAUCUCUGGUCGCCUUUUUGGUCUGCUCGGUUUUCCCAACAGUGUUGUCUGAGGUCUGUCCGGCGUACGUGAGGACGACAGAUGGCGAGAGUACAUUCGUGGACAGUUUCUCCUGCCCCACGGUCUCCGACCCUGACGAAGACUCCUACUGUUGCAGCACCGCCACCUUGCGGUAUUGCUGUGCCGACUGCACCCAGUCUCUGUCCCUGUCAUGUAGCACUGGCAGCAGCGAAGUCAACUUGAGUACGGGCGCCAUCGUCGGUAUCUCGGUGUCUGCGGUGGUGUGUGUGGUUCUCCUGGCCGCCAUCAUCGCCCUGUGCUGCUCCUUCUGCUGUGAGAGGAAACUCCGGGGCAGUCAGAUCUCCGUACAGCCUGCUCCAUACCCACAGCCGCCCCGCGGCAUGGAGAUGUACCCGAUGGGACCAUUCCAGCCGCCGCCCUACAUACCAGCCGAGAGUCCGCCUCCGUACACGCCGCAGGAAACAACCGCCACACAACAGAACACCGCCACCGCGCCAGGUGCAGGUGCAGCGGCAACGUCCCGACAGGUCCAGCAAACUGCAGCGCCGCCCUACCGACAGGCUCCGCAAACUACAGCGGCGCCCUACCGCGGACAGGCCCCGCCAGCAGCAUCAGCACCAGACCGGCGUGCCCAGCCUCCUGGCCCGCCAGCACAGUCCGUCUCACUCCGGCAGCGGCAGGCAGCCGGUCCGGAACACGAGUUACCGCCGUACGAGCUGACUCAAGUCGGAUAGGACUAUAUAUUGUAUAAA